AUGAGCGAAUUAGUUUGGGGUAUCAAAAAUGGAGACAUCGAGCAAGUAAAAGAUAUCGUAGAAAAAAGUAAAAUUGAUGUCAAUGCACUGAUUGAUGGCCGGGUACCCCUUCACUAUGCAGCUGAUUAUGGGCAAACAGCUGUUUUAAACUAUCUGUUAGACAAAGGAGCUGACCCUAAUAUGGUUGACAAACAUGGUAUUUCGGUAAUAUUAGCUGCAAUUUGGGAAGGACAUACUGAGUGUGUUAAAACAUUGUUAAAACAUGGUGCUUCAAAGAAUGGAAAAACACCAGAUGGCACACCUUAUAUUGAUGCUGCUGAGAAGGAAGAAAUCAAAGAACUGUUAACAUAG
Molecule: messenger RNA, 351 nt
Organism: Parnassius mnemosyne (clouded apollo)
Lineage: Eukaryota; Metazoa; Arthropoda; Insecta; Lepidoptera; Papilionidae
Source: the annotation of a GenBank genome assembly